GACAGUGUGUCCAGUCGGUAUAGAGAGCAGGGAGUUCAGCAGCAUCCCUGGCGCUUGUAUAGGAGCUUUAGAACGGAUUAUUGUUAAAAGCUAACCAACAGCUUGGUCUCUCCGGGUGUGCUUUUCCUCAUAUAAUCAUCGGACGUCAUCCUUUUUUGCUCAGUGGAAAAAACGAGCCAAUGGUUCGAUGGAGACACUUAGUUUGAAGCAGCUGCUAACGUUAGCGGUGUUUUACUAGCCAGCUAACAACACGAACUGGGGAUGUGGAGGCUAGUUAGCUGCAAAUGCUAACUUGUUAGCUUCGUUUAGUUAGGUGCGAACUAACUGCUGCUGGGAGCUGAGAGACGACUGAGGAGCUUCUACCUCUGAGGUUUACUUCAGAAAACUUUAAAGGAUAUAUCCGCUUGGAUUCCUGGCCACUGGGGGUUGACAAAAGAGUCCUGUCCCGCCUAUGUCACCAGUUUUCAGAAUGUCAAGACCUUCUCAUCUUCAGACAGCCUAGCGAAGGUCCAGGAGGUAGCAAGCUGGCUUUUAGAAAUGAACCAGGAUCUGCUGUCGGGGGGCAGCAGCAGCAGGCGGAGUCGGGGGCCCGGGGGUCCAGCAGUGCGAGGUAACACCUCCUCUACGACCCGGGCACCCCAGCAGGCGGCAGAAGAAGCCGACGAGGAUGAGCACAUUAACCGGGUUGUCGAGGAGGAUGAGCAGUUGCAACAGAGGCCCGAGGUGUCCCAGGUUGAUGGUGAGAGGGAGCAGCUUUGGGAGCCCAGCGAAUCAGGAGCCAGCAAUGGCCCUCAGGGAAACGAGGAGGUGGAGGAAGAUGAAGGAGCCCCGCCAAACGAAGUGAACGGAGACGAAAAAGGAGCCAGGUGGAUGUGGGGGACCGAACACAGACAGGUGAGAGGGCAGCCACCCCUCGAAGAGGAGGAGGAAGAAGAGGAGAACAACAACAACAACAGCAGCAGCCACCAAGAGGAGGAUGAAACUGAGGAGAGGACAGAGGGAGGGGAUGAACAAGGAAGGGACGAGAGGGGAGAAGGAGAGGAGGAAGAGGAGGAGGAUGAGGAGGAGAUGGACCAAGACAGCGAUGAGUUUGAACAUUCAGCAGAAAGCGAAAGGGAGGAGGAAGAGGAGGAGGAGGGAGGUGAAGGGGAAGAAGAGUUGCAUCCCCCCUCUUUCGCGAACAGGGUUUCUGCCCCCAACAAUCAGGACUCUAGAUGUAAACCCCAAAGCCCUUCCAACAAGAAGGACAAGAUGAAGAGAAAGUUGGACCAUGGCCCCGAGGUCCGACCUUUCCCUUCAGGAAAAAAGCCCUGCAAAGGCCCGGAAUAUUCCAGCCCAACAGGAAUUGUCCCGUGUCCAGCCACACCCACCACAUUUGGCCACAUCAGAACAGCCAAUGGUCAGGGGCAACAGAGACGACGCAUCACCUCAAUCCAACCCCCCACAGGUCUCCAUGAAUGGCUCCGAACCUUUCAGAGCUGGACUGGUCCAGAGAAGCUUCUGGCACUGGAUGAGUUGAUUGACAGCUGCGAGCCCACACAAGUCAAGCAUAUGAUGCAGGUGAUAGAGCCUCAGUUUCAGCGAGACUUUAUCUCCCUGCUUCCCAAAGAGCUUGCCUUGUAUGUACUGUCAUUCCUGGAACCGAAAGACCUCCUUCAGGCCGCACAGACGUGUCGCUACUGGCGCAUCCUAGCAGAAGACAACUUACUGUGGAGGGAAAAAUGCAGAGAAGAGGGUAUUGAUGAGCCUCUGGCCCCAAAGAAAAGGGGAAAUGUCAAGGCUGGCUUUACCCAUAGCCCCUGGAAGAGUGCCUACAUCAGGCAGCACAGAAUAGACACUAACUGGAGGAGAGGAGACCUCAAAUCCCCAAAGGUGCUGAAAGGACACGAUGACCAUGUGAUUACCUGCCUUCAGUUCUGCGGCAACCGCAUCGUCAGUGGCUCUGAUGACAACACGCUGAAAGUCUGGUCCGCUGUUACAGGAAAGUGUCUACGGACGUUGGUGGGCCACACAGGUGGAGUGUGGUCGUCCCAAAUGCGAGAGAACAUCAUCAUCAGCGGCUCCACUGAUCGCACACUCAAGGUCUGGAACGCCGAGACGGGAGAAUGUAUCCACACCCUCUACGGGCAUACCUCAACAGUUCGCUGCAUGCACCUACACGAGAAAAGGGUGGUUAGUGGCUCUCGGGAUGCUACUCUUCGAGUCUGGGACAUUGAGACAGGUCAAUGUUUACACGUCCUGAUGGGCCAUGUGGCGGCGGUUCGCUGCGUCCAGUACGAUGGGCGGCGGGUAGUAAGCGGCGCCUAUGACUUCAUGGUCAAAGUGUGGGACCCAGAAACAGAGACGUGUCUCCACACGCUGCAGGGCCACACCAACAGAGUGUAUUCUUUGCAGUUUGACGGGAUCCAUGUGGUGAGCGGAUCACUAGACACGUCUAUAAGGGUCUGGGACGUGGAGACGGGCAACUGCAUCCACACACUAACGGGUCACCAGUCCCUCACUAGCGGCAUGGAGCUGAAAGACAACAUUUUGGUCUCAGGCAACGCAGACUCCACCGUCAAAAUCUGGGACAUCAAGACAGGCCAGUGCCUGCAAACGCUCCAAGGUCCCCACAAGCACCAGAGUGCCGUGACUUGCCUCCAGUUCAACAAGAACUUUGUCAUCACCAGCUCAGACGAUGGCACGGUGAAACUCUGGGACCUGAAGACGGGAGAGUUCAUCCGAAACCUGGUGACUCUGGAAAGCGGCGGCAGUGGCGGCGUGGUGUGGCGCAUCCGUGCCUCCAACACAAAGCUGGUGUGCGCGGUCGGCAGCCGCAACGGCACAGAAGAAACCAAGCUGCUGGUGCUGGACUUUGGAGUGGACAUGAAAUGAGAGCUGGGGGGAGUGGGACACGUUUGAAGGGCGAAGAGAGCAGACCGCAGAGAUGAAGGAACAGAGAGUGAGUGAUGAGGCGCCUGGAAACCAGAGGGCCAACACCCAGAACUCUUUACCCAAACUCGCAAGAUCUGCUGGCACAGCCGCAAACGGCCGGCUGUCCUGUCAUCACUCGCAUCCCACCUUCUUGGGGUUAAACGUUACUGACGAAGAUGCGCCUGCUUCUACCCUUUUCACCCGUUGACGGCGGGGCGGCGGCUGGAAGCACAGCCGCAGGGCAACAAGCGGUCCGUCCCCGGGAUGAGCUGAAGAAGAGGGAGGAAGAACACGACGAUCGAACUCUUCGGAAGUGACUCUCCACCUUUCCGGUUCAGGGUCAGCUUCGCAGAGACUUGGCGUUGCAAAAAACCUCGACAGAUGUUGAGAUGUACAGAGAGAUAUUAUUUUUUAAAAAGUUCCAGACACACCCCCUUCUUAACAGUGGCACCCCACAGACACACCCAUUCAAACAGCCAAUCAGAAAGCAGUAAAGGCGCUCCCCAUAUAGGUAAAGAUUUGAGGAAGGUGGGAUGAGGGGAAUUUCCACACUCAGUUACUCCUAAAGUGCUGCUUGAUAUAGUGGAAUGAAAGGAAGUGUUAGGAGCAUUUAUUUUCUUCACUCCAUUUCCGUUCCUGUUCUUCUCCACUCGGUUCCUGUAGUUUGUUUUUUUUUUCCCUCAAACGCAACUGUGAAUUUCAAUAACUUUGACAUUUAUCACAUGAAAGGGGUUUUUCUGUUUUUGUUUUUUUCUUCUUUGUGCAAAUCUCAGUAUUAGAAAUGACCCUUUUCUUUUAUUUCGACUUGAGUUGUUCGCUUCUUACAAACCUAGGCUUCGAGCUCUUUCUCCACUUUCGGCCGGCGUCAUCGCUGCCUGGAGGUUUUUUCGGAGUCCGGCUCUGGUGGUUUUCCUCAACGCCAGAGCGGCGGUGAGAGCGCUCUUUAUUAAUAUUUCCCCGAUCCCUCAGCCCCGCCCCCUCGACUGCUUUUCCCCGAGUGGCCAAACUGUAUUUAUGCUGCUAAAGGAGUGGAAAAAGAGAGGAACUCUUACUUGCUGUGGCGUUUUAGUCCCAGGCGAAAUUCCAAAUUGAACUCUGUAUGUUUUGACUUCAAGAAACAAAAACACACACACACAAAAAAAAAAUCCAACGUUUUUUUUGUUCUUUUCUUUUCUUUUUUGCCACUGAAACUUGAGCCAAAACGUGCCUCUACGAGGCUGAGAGGGGGGAGAAGGUCUGACAAGUAUCUGUCAGAUCGCCUGCCGCUGGGAAGCGAGGGGAUGAACACUGUUGGCAUGUGUGUGCGAGUGCAUGAGUGCGUGUGUUGGCGUGUUAAUGGGCGUGUUAAUGGGCAACUUGUAAACACAUUCCUUGGGACAAAGCUUUGUCAGCCUGUUCUGUAGGGAAAUGUACAAAAAUGCUGUGUGUACUGUUAGAAAAAAAACAAAAGAGGACAAAAAAAAAUAAAUCAAACUAUCAGAAGUUUUGAUUUGGAACAGGUGAAUGAAUGAUCUGUCCGUAUCCAUGUGUGGUUGUUCCAUUCAAAGAUGUCUAAAGCAACAGAGGAGAGCUUGGCGAGUUUUCAGCUGACGGGUCGAGCCGCCCAGAGUCUUAGUGUUACAUGUGUUGCAGGUGAAAACUCUGGGGCGGCUGCGACCUUGUGGGUCGUCGGUGAAAAGGGGGUGGGGGGGGGAGAAAAAAAAAAAGAAACGCAAAGGAAACAAACGGCAAGAGAAACGUAGCCAAACAAAAACCGUCUCAAUCUCCAAGAGUCACAACUCAAGCUGAACUGUGAAAGUGGUAUAACACUGUAUAUUAAAAAAGAAAAAACAAUCUCGCUCUAUCUCCUCUUGUUUUCUCUGUUUUAAUUUAUAAUCUGGUUUAUGAAAUCAGAUUUGUUGCAGGUGUUUUACUUUGUUCAGUUCAUGUAAACUGCCUGGCAAAAGAAAAAAAAAGAAGAGAAAAGGCACACGACAGAAAAAAAAAACUAAGCAAAAAACAGACAAAAAAAACCUGAAAGGGAUUGUGUAUUUGUUUGAUUCACUUAGAAUUUUAUUUUCUUAUAACUUAAGUGCAAUAAAAUGUGUUUCUUUUUUUUUUCAUUUCAAGCAUAUCAGUUUGUUCAGUCUGUUUUUGUUACCUCUGUGAAGGCAUCUUAUAUGUUCAAUAAAGCAAAUUAUUUGGUUAAA
Molecule: messenger RNA, 5102 nt
Organism: Oryzias latipes (Japanese medaka)
Lineage: Eukaryota; Metazoa; Chordata; Actinopteri; Beloniformes; Adrianichthyidae
Product: F-box/WD repeat-containing protein 7
Biological process (GO): proteasome-mediated ubiquitin-dependent protein catabolic process; ubiquitin recycling
Cellular component (GO): nucleus; cytoplasm
Molecular function (GO): ubiquitin binding
Source: RefSeq, a predicted model, not a curated record